AUGUCAAUGAAGAAUGGUACUGUAUCCUCUGACUUUAUCCUCCUGGGGCUUCUGGUGAACAGCAAAGCUACAGGGAUUAUCUUUGCUGUUAUUUUUGCUAUUUUCAUGGUGGCUGUAACUGCAAAUUUGGUCAUGAUAGUCUUGAUUCAGGUGGCCCGCCUCCACACUCCCAUGUACUUUCUGCUCAGCCAGCUGUCCAUCAUGGACACCCUUUUCAUUUGUACCACUGUCCCAAAGCUGCUGGUUGACAUGGUUUCUAAAGAGAAGACCAUUUCCUUUGUGGCCUGUGGCAUCCAGAUCUUCCUCUACUUGACCAUGAUUGGCUCAGAGUUCUUCCUCUUGGGCCUCAUGGCCUAUGACCGCUACGUGGCUGUCUGUAACCCUCUUAGGUACCCAGUCCUGAUGAACCGCGGGGUGUGUCUUCUCCUGGCUUCUGGUGCCUGGUUUGGUGGGUCACUGGAUGGCUUCCUGCUCACCCCUAUUACAAUGAAUGUCCCCUACUGUGGCUCCCGCAGUAUCAACCAUUUCUUCUGUGAGAUCCCUGCAGUUCUCAGACUGGCCUGUGCCGACACAUCCUUGUAUGAAACCCUGAUGUAUAUCUGCUGUGUACUCAUGUUGCUCAUCCCCAUCUCUAUUAUCUCAACUUCCUACUCUCUCAUCUUGUUAACGGUCCACCACAUGCGCUCUGCUGAAGGCCGAAAAAAGGCCUUUACCACUUGUUCUUCCCACUUGACUGUAGUCAGCAUUUUCUAUGGGGCUGCCUUCUACACUUACGUGCUGCCCCAGUCAUUCCACACCCCUGAACAGGACAAGGUGGUGUCAGCCUUCUAUACCAUCGUCACACCCAUGCUCAAUCCUCUCAUCUACAGCCUCAGAAACAAGGAUGUCAUGGGGGCAUUUAAAAAAUUAUUGUCACGAUGCUCAUCUUCUCAGAAAGUAUCCACAAGUGAUGCUUAG
This is a messenger RNA of Equus caballus (horse), 957 nucleotides long. The record is from RefSeq and is a predicted model, not a curated record. Lineage: Eukaryota; Metazoa; Chordata; Mammalia; Perissodactyla; Equidae.